Molecule: messenger RNA, 2159 nt
Organism: Megalops cyprinoides (Indo-Pacific tarpon)
Lineage: Eukaryota; Metazoa; Chordata; Actinopteri; Elopiformes; Megalopidae
Gene: pick1
Product: protein interacting with prkca 1
Exons: 13
Coding region: 393-1643 (416 amino acids)
Biological process (GO): regulation of Arp2/3 complex-mediated actin nucleation; dendritic spine maintenance; receptor clustering
Cellular component (GO): postsynaptic early endosome; trans-Golgi network membrane; neuron projection
Molecular function (GO): protein kinase C binding; phospholipid binding; protein domain specific binding
Source: RefSeq, a predicted model, not a curated record
GCAACUUAAAACUGACAAUGACGUCACUUAUUAAGUGACGCGUUGGUGGCGCUGUGUAACUAGCGCCAUCUAACGGAGAAAAUAGUGCGACACUGAGUAUGCGCCGUACGUCAAUGGGAUGAACACGCAAACACUGUUUCCGGCAAAACCACUGGAAGUGACGAUUUUAAACAAACAGAACAACCUGUCGUUGCAGGUGAUAGGAGAAUUAAAAAUGCGAAGUAGCUAGCUAGCAAUAUAUAUUUAACAUAUAGGCAAAGGUGGAAAAGUACAGUCGAUAGAAACAGGUCGAACGUGUCCGUACACACAGAAAUAUCUGUAUCAUUUGAUUCAGGUUGCUAGCUGGCCAGCUUGCUGGCCACAAAGUGUAAUAAACGAGCACAGAAUCCGUCAUGUUCACAGACAUGGACUAUGAGUUGGAGGAAGACAAACUAGGGAUCCCCACUGUUCCAGGAACAGUGACCCUGAAGAAAGAUGCUCAGAACUUGAUAGGGAUCAGCAUUGGAGGGGGAGCCCAGUACUGCCCCUGUCUCUACAUAGUACAGGUGUUUGACAACACUCCAGCCGCGCUGGACGGGACUCUGGCUGCAGGAGACGAGAUCACAGGUGUUAAUGGCAAACCCGUGAAGGGCAAGACCAAGGUUGAGGUGGCCAAGAUGAUCCAGGCUGUCCAGGGUGAAGCAACAAUUCACUACAACAAACUGCAGGCUGACCCCAAACAGGGAAAGUCACUGGACAUAGUGCUGAAGAAGGUGAAGCACAGACUGGUGGAGAACAUGAGCUCAGGGACAGCUGAUGCCUUGGGUCUGAGCAGGGCCAUAUUGUGCAACGAUGGGUUAGUGAAGAGACUGGAGGAGCUGGAGAAGACGGCAGAGCUGUACAAAGGAUUAAUGGAACACACUAAGAGGCUGCUGAGAGCAUUCUUUGAGCUCUCUCAAACGCACAGAGCCUUUGGGGAUGUAUUCUCUGUGAUUGGGGUACGGGAGCCCCAGGCCGCCGCCAGCGAGGCUUUCGUGAAGUUCGCCGAGGCCCAUCGCAGCAUCGAAAAAUUUGGCAUCCGGUUGCUCAAGACCAUCAAGCCUAUGCUCCAUGACCUGAACACCUACCUGCACAAGGCCAUCCCAGACACCAAGCUCACCAUCCGCAAGUAUCUGGAUGUCAAGUUCGAGUACCUGUCUUACUGCUUGAAGGUGAAGGAGAUGGAUGAUGAGGAGUACAGCUGCAUUGCAAUGGGAGAGCCCAUGUACCGGGUCAGCACUGGAAACUAUGAGUACCGAUUGGUGCUGCGGUGCCGGCAGGAAGCCCGGGCCCGAUUCGCCAAGAUGAGGAAGGAUGUGCUGGAGAAGAUUGAGCUUUUGGACCAGAAACACGUCCAGGACAUUGUGUUCCAGUUGCAGCGCUUUGUCUCGGGCAUGUCCCGCUACUACGACGAGUGCUACGCCGUGCUGAAGGAGGCCGACGUCUUCCCCAUUGAGGUGGACCUCUCCCGCACCAUGAUCAACUACGGGGGCCAGUCCCACUCCUACACAGAGGAGGAGGAUGAGGAAGAGGAGGGAGGCGGAGGAGGAGGAGGCGGGCAGGAGGGGGGCUCCGGUGGGCAGCAGGCCGAAAACGGAGCCGAAAAGCUGAUAGACGAUGAAUAGCAGAACAUGUGCGAUCAUGCACUGAGGCACUGGCACCCUUCAUGGGGACGAGUGUCAGUCAUUCUGUACCUACUGAACACUAUCGAAUUUACAUAAACACUAAUUCUGGCCUCGAGAGAGAGUACGUGCUCGCCAAAUUGGGCUGAGAAAACUUAUUUCACGCUUGAAAGAUCCACUGUUAAGAGCUGCUAACUUACCGUCUCUCUGGCCACAUCCUUUACUGGGUGGGUAAUGAUUGCGUCCACGGCCCUCCGUUCCGCCCCGUCAGGCUCCGUCUGGAAUCUGACCCCCGACUCGAGUAUCCGGAGGCUCACCUUCCUCAUAAACGAGGUGGAGUGCUCAGCAAACCUCAAACAUCAUGGCUGCACAAGUGCGAGAGAACGCGUUACUCACAGCCAACCGAUCACGUCAGAGCAGUUGCGCUGAGAGUAAGGUUGUCAGUGCCUCCGUCUGUGGCAGCAUGCAGGGUGCCGUUGUGUCAUGCUCUCCCCUUAGAAAUGAGGUCUGACCCCCCCC